Messenger RNA from Lindgomyces ingoldianus, 1494 nucleotides. RefSeq lists its product as uncharacterized. Lineage: Eukaryota; Fungi; Ascomycota; Dothideomycetes; Pleosporales; Lindgomycetaceae. The annotation marks the transcript as partial. Gene Ontology annotation, molecular function: protein binding. The transcript has a single exon. The record is from RefSeq and is a predicted model, not a curated record.
CAAAAGCGGCGCGAACAACGCCAGCGUAUUAAGGAGGCAGAGGCACGCGAAGCCGAGAGGCGUAUUCAGCGAGAGAAGCGGGACCAUCAACGGACGCAAGCCCUCCUUCUCACACUAUACGAGCUGCAGCGCUCCAUGGACCCACUUAUAGCUGCACAGGUCUACAACAAUCGCUUCUGUCCCCUUACUAGUCGGCUACCGGAAGAGCUCCUUCUGUGUAUACUCGACUUCCUCCGCGACGAUGUCGUUGCGCUGCAAUGUCUCCGGAUAGUCUCCAGGACAUUCCUGCGCCUUCUCAACCGUCAAUCGGUCGUUUGGAGAGGCACGUGGUAUCGCGAUUGUCCAAUAGCCAUCAGAGGCGACGCUUUCUCUCUUCCUGAUGCUCCAAGGCUACGAUUUCGACGGCUCCUACAGAGAGACGGGCGGUGCGACAACUGCAGGCGCUGGAACGACGCCUAUGAGCAUCAACUCUUCGACGACUGCAAAUUCCAGCAGAAUGGCCGGGAACUCCCCGAUAGUAGUAUCGAGCCCCUGCACUACCGCAGGCUCUACUGCUACGCCUGCCACAGUCUCCACGAUGUCUGCCAAUUUUCCUCCACCUACCAGCAGGCACGGGGGAAUCAACCGGAACGACGGUGUCUAGGCCAGCAGGGAUCAGUGCAGUUGUGUGAGCACGUGCAGAUCGCCUGGGCCAGCAUCAAGGCCCAUAUCGACAACUGGCGACAGCAGCAGCGCGGAGGCGGAGACUGGCAAGCCUGCCUCGACAGCUUCAAUAUUGAGUGUCACGAUGCCAGCCAUGACAUGCGCUGCACAGACUCAGAGGCGCCGACCUGGCCCCGAGCCCGUCUCCGCACCGGCACCUGGGACUCGGACAUUGUGGUUCUUAAUCUGGAGUGGACACCCCACAGCCGCAUCGACGCGCUCGCUCUCACCGCAGACGGGCGAAUACCCGCCCCAGAGCUAAGGGCGCAGUUCCAGAGACUUCGACGUCUGGGGCCCGCCGAUACCCUGUACCCUCCGUGCCGUCCGGGCGCUCUACCCGAGAUGGCGUGUUUCAGCCUAUCGUCCCGUAUAGGACCCUUUAUUUACUAUAAGACUGGAGAGGACAAUAAGACAGCCCCUCCACUAGCAUCAUCCCUGCCGCUCCCUUCAGAACCGUGGCUAUGGCUCUAUCAUCACUAUGGAAGAGGAAGAAAUGGCAAGAAGCUAGACAUCAGGCCUCAUUACCUGGGAGGUGGCAGCGGCUGCAGGAAACUACCGCAAUGUCUUGUAGUCAGCUACGAGAAAGACGUUAUGGUCUGUAUGACGAUGGCCAUUACGGACCCUGCCGUCAAGAUCAUCCCCACCGACCAUUGGCUCCACGCCAUGGAUACCCACACAUACCCUCACCCGCAGGCAAGCCAUAUCAGGCCCCAGUGCAGGGACGAGACCUGCACCAACUACUACCAAAGGCGAAGGGAUUAUUACUUCUGCUCUACUUGGCCCAGUGCCGAC